Messenger RNA from Penicillium samsonianum, 1134 nucleotides. RefSeq names its product cleavage and polyadenylation specificity factor subunit 5. The transcript has 4 exons. Bases 23 to 865 code for a protein of 280 amino acids. The record is from RefSeq and is a predicted model, not a curated record. Gene Ontology annotation, molecular function: mRNA binding. Gene Ontology annotation, cellular component: mRNA cleavage factor complex. Lineage: Eukaryota; Fungi; Ascomycota; Eurotiomycetes; Eurotiales; Aspergillaceae.
AACAACCAUUGCCCCCCUCAAAAUGGCUACUACUACGCAGGACGUCCCUGUCAGUGGACUUCCGCCCAUUGUCCCCAAGGACUUCACCGCACAGCAGCCGGAGACUAUCCGCCUGUACCCCCUGUCGAACUAUACCUUCGGCACUAAGGAGACACAACCAGAAGAGGAUCCUUCGGUUCUGGCACGGCUGAAGCGCCUCGAAGAACACUAUGGCCUCCAUGGAAUGCGACGGACCUGCGAGGGAAUCCUGGUGUGUCACGAGCACAACCACCCCCAUGUGCUGAUGCUGCAGAUUGCCAAUGCAUUCUUUAAGCUGCCAGGCGAUUAUCUGCACCAUGAGGACGAUGAAAUUGAAGGUUUCAAGAAACGACUGAAUGAGCGCCUUGCGCCUGUGGGAUCUCAGUUCUCUGGCGAAGGUGUUAAUGAUGACUGGGAAAUCAGCGACACACUUGCGCAAUGGUGGCGACCCAACUUUGAGACUUUUAUGUACCCGUUCCUUCCUGGACAUGUCACGCGCCCCAAGGAGUGCAAGAAGUUGUACUUCAUCCGCCUCCCGAAGAAGAAGGUUCUCUCGGUCCCGAAGAACAUGAAACUUCUCGCUGUGCCGCUGUUCGAGCUGUAUGAUAACACAGCUCGCUAUGGCCCUCAACUUUCUGCCAUCCCCCAUCUCCUAUCGCGAUACAACUUCGAGAUGGUCGAUGAGAAUGACAACAUUGUUGCUGUGACUCCUGGCACUCCGCUGCCUCCUGGCUACACUAUUCCUCCCAGAGUUCUCGUUAACGGUGAUGGCGCAGACGCAGACGAAGGACAGGACACUGGUAUGACUGGCGUUGAGGAGGGAAUGAAAAUCGAAUCUCACCAAUAGUGGGGAGUGAUUCCAAGAACAAUGAAACGCCAACCAAGCCUACUUUAGGCCUGAGCACCGAGUGUCCCGGGUGGGCUAAGGUUCUUUUCUGGCAGCAAUGAUGAACAAGAUACGGCUCUGACUGGUAUCGAGGACGGGAUUCGCCAAUAAUGGGAUUCUUUUCGAGACCUCGAGAGAAAAAAGGAAAAAAAGCCCCCAAAAAAAAGCCGCAUUGAAAACGGAAUGGAGACAGCCAGUCAAAUCAAUUUUACGCUUCUAAUGAUCACACA